UUGCCCCUUCCGCAUCAUUUUCCACCCUGUCAACGAGGACCUGCUCAAGAAUCAGCCUCUCCUCGCCAUCAAGCUCCACUGGAUCUGGUUGCAGGACAUGCUGUGGAACAACAUUGCCGAGACGAGAGGAUGGAAGGGAGACAUCGCUCUGCUCGAGGAAGAUCACGUGGUCUCGUCCGACUACCUGGACUUGCUCAGCCACCUGGUCUACCUCAAGCAGCAUCACUGCCCAAGGUGCUGGGGGGUGACUCUGCGCUGGGCUUGCAUGCACUCCGAUGAUGAGGACGGGACGAAAGUCUGCCGCAGUCACUCGGUGAUCAACACCGGCAUCGCCUUCAACCGAUCCACAUACCUUGCAAUCAAGAACAGCAACUUUGACUUGUUUGCUGAUGGUUGGGACUGGUCUUUAUUCCAUCUCGCACAGACCGGGCAGAUGCCUCCCAUGAUGAUUGGCCCGGCUCUCUCGCGGGUUCGCAACGUAGGAAGGGAGGGAGUCACCGUUACUGAGAAAGGGGACGAGUUCUUGCAGCGACAACUUGAGUAUGCAGUAGCCAAGAACUCCCAAGAUUCUCUUCCUCUUGAUCAUCUUUGGAUUGACAAGAAGGAUCGCAACCAGUUCACCCCUCCCAUGUGGGAGCCCCUCUACCUGGGAGCAGGCAUUGGGUUCCUUGCUCCUCAGGCGUGAAUUUGCCGCCACCUCACAAGACGCAGUGAAAGGAAAAGGUCUAUAUGACAUGUUAUGCUAGUCAAGUCAGGUUAUCAUAUUAUCAAGUUAAAUUCACUUAAC
Molecule: messenger RNA, 787 nt
Organism: Guillardia theta CCMP2712
Lineage: Eukaryota; Cryptophyceae; Pyrenomonadales; Geminigeraceae
Exons: 6
Coding region: 98-685 (195 amino acids)
Biological process (GO): oligosaccharide biosynthetic process; protein N-linked glycosylation
Cellular component (GO): Golgi stack; Golgi membrane
Molecular function (GO): alpha-1,6-mannosylglycoprotein 2-beta-N-acetylglucosaminyltransferase activity
Source: RefSeq, a predicted model, not a curated record